Molecule: messenger RNA, 5205 nt
Organism: Phycodurus eques (leafy seadragon)
Lineage: Eukaryota; Metazoa; Chordata; Actinopteri; Syngnathiformes; Syngnathidae
Gene: cep131
Product: centrosomal protein 131
Exons: 28
Coding region: 42-3848 (1268 amino acids)
Biological process (GO): cilium assembly; regulation of centrosome duplication; intraciliary transport involved in cilium assembly
Cellular component (GO): centriolar satellite
Source: RefSeq, a predicted model, not a curated record
CAUGAAGAGGCGGGACUUGAGCGCGUCUUAGUGAUGAGCUGAUGUUGACUUCCAGCGUUUCUUUUUUAAAUUCGUAUUUUCUGUGUCCCCGUAGAUGGACGGAACACUUUGAUUCGGAGCUACCCUCAAGUGCACGUUCAAAUUCACAUUUCAUCGGAGAGUUAGCUUCUAUUCACACCCUAAAGAUGCGCAGCGCACGGAGCCCCCCGUCCAUCUCGGCCACCCCACCGGGGGACGCGCCGGACCUCAGCUUGUCCGGCUCGCGGAUCUCCGUCGUCUCCGAGAGACCACGCGGCUGCGGCGACUCGCCCGGGAAGUUCUUGGCCCGCUCCGUGUCCGUGUCGGCGCCGUGCGAGCUGCGAGGGAAACGCAACACCUCGAGCGACGCCUCGGGAAGCUCCCGCUCGGUCAAGAACCUGCGGCGCUCCAACAGCGCCGCGCACGUCGACCGGCAGGCCGACGUCGCGCUCAGUCCGGACCAGCGCGGCGAUUACCUGACGGCGUUGGACAGCGGCGUCGACGGCCCAAAGAAACCGGACGGAACCACCUGGAACAUCUUGGACGAGCGGCCUCGGGCGCCCGCCGCGCUUUACGGCGCGCGCCGCGGCGCCGGCACGGCCCCGCCCGCCGGCUCGAAGGGACGAGACUCCGCCGCGUCCUUCACCGCCAACAACAGGAGCAACAAGGGCGCCGUGGGGAACGCCGUCACCGCCAUCCUGCACAACAACCACGGCGAGAAGCCGCUGACGCCCAAAAGCUCCAACCAGAGGCCGCCCUUCAACAACAUCUUGAAGGCCAACGACGACGUCUCUCUAGAGAGCGCCUCCCUCACCAAGUCCCAGAAGAACUUCUCUUCCGCGUCGUCCAACGACAAAAGUCCGGCCGGGCGAGGUUGCCCGCUCCCGCGGCGCCGUGAACAAGUCUCUGAGGAGGAGGCGGAGAGGUUCAUCCAGCAGGUCAACCAGGCGGCCGUCACCAUCCAGCGCUGGUACAGACGGCACGCCGGGAGGCGCAGCGCCAACCGGGCGGCACUGCGACACGUCCUGGACAGCAAAAGAAAGGAGUGGCGGGAGCGAGCGGAGGACGAGAGUCGCCCGGAGCCGCCCCGAGACGACCGCAAGCUGAUUCGGGAAGAAAAAGCUCACCGGGCGCGCCUGGCUGCUAUCCAGGAGCUGCAGCAGAAAAGAGCCCAUCAUCAUCAGGGCGCGGAGGUGGAGCAUCGGCGGCCAGGCAAGAAGUCGCCCAAGAUUUUCUCAAGCAACACCGUGCCAACCUCACCUGGCGGCAACCUCACAACUGCCAUCAUGUCGCCCACACACGCCAAAGCCAACAACACAGCAGACUCGAGCGAAGUGAGCCUCAGGGCGGCCUCGCCGACGUUGUCCAACAACAGAGCCUCGCCGUGUGCGCAGGAGCGCGACGCCGUUGCCGUGGAAGACAAUGUCGGCUCGGUGCAGCGUCGGGACGACGACAGGAAGUGGACACGUCAGCCGAGACCUCGCUUGUCUCGCCUGGCGAUCCCCGAGCCCGACACUUGUGACGUUGUCACAAGUAUGCUGAUUGGUCCAACGGCGCCCCCUGUUGGCGGUGUUCUGUCGGACCCGCAGCAAGUCGCGCCACCCGAGCCGGAAACCCCGAGGCCGACCUCGGGCGCCAAGUUUCCCCUGAGUCCUUCUUCGCCCAGGAACAUUAGCCCCGUGUCGGCGGCCGACGUCAAGGCCAAGAAUACAGAAUCCGGGCUGAACUUUCCGCCCGACGUCUGCGAGCUGUCCUGUUUCCGAGCCGUUUCGCCGUCCUUGUCCAGUUGCAGAGGGUCUCAGUGCUCGCAGGAGCUUCGUCGCAGGUAUUUGAGCGGCGGUGAGGACCGAUCCUGCGUGGCGUCGAAGUCCACCCUCAACGACCUGCUGGACACGCUCAAACUGCUGGAGGAGGAACCGGAGCGCCUCACCGAGCCCAAAUGUUACAACAAAGACAAAUACGCUUGGCUCGACGAGGACGUCGAUGCGGACUCUCUGACGGCUGACAACCUGGAGCGUCACGUCCGGCUCAGCCUGCCGGCGCCUGCGGACGGAGCGGCGCUGCUGUCGGAGGCCAAGCUGCAGAGCAUCAUGAACUUCCUGGAUGAGAUGGAGAAGUCGGAGCAGGAGCGCCCGCGUUCGGCCGCCUCGCACAGAGAGGCGGCGUUCUUGGAGGAGGAGGCGGCGCCCGUGGCGGACCAGGCUUCGGCCACCGCCGCCCAAGUGUCUGGAUCCAUCAUGAGGAUCAAGAUGGAGCUGGAAGAGAAGAAGCGUGUGGUGGAAAUGCUGCAGAACGCGCUGGCCCAGCAGAGAGAGCUGACGGUGCAGCACGUGAAGGAAACGGAGAAGGAGCUGAGCCGAAACCUUCAACUGCAGAGGGACCAGUACGAAGCGACGGUGCAGAGACACCUCGCCUUCAUAGACCAGCUGAUCGGCGACAAAAAAGCUCUGAGCGAGCGAUGCGAGGGCGUCAUCGCCGAGCUGAAGCUGGUGGACCACAAGUACACCAAGAAGAUCUCGCAGAUGCAGGAGCAGCACGAAAUGGUUUGGCAAAUCCUGGGUCCGCUGUGCGAGGAGAUCAAGAAGCUGAAGGAGCUGAUGAGCGUCACGGAGAAGAUCCGACGGGAGAAAUGGAUCGACGAGAAAACCAAGAAGAUCAAAGAGAUUACGGUUAAAGGUUUGGAGCCCGAGAUCCAGAAGCUGAUCUCCAAGCACAAGCAGGAGCUGAAGAAGCUGCGCGCGCUGCACGAGGCCGAGCUGCUGCAGGCGGAGGAGCGGGGGGCCGAGCGCUGCGCCCGGCAGUGCGAGGAGCUCCGGCAGCAGCUGGAGAGCGAGAAGGAGGAGCGCUGCCGCGAGGAGCGAGAGUCGGCCCGCCGCGGCUUCGAGAAGCGGCUCCGCGACGAGGAGAUGUCCCUGCAGCGGCACAGGAGACGCGUCCACAAGGAGGUGGCCGACGAGAAGGAGCGGCUGGCGCAGAUGGCGGUCAGGCAGCGAGCGGAGAUGGAGGAGCUGCGUCGGCGCAUGGAGGAAAACUCCAGCGUGGCCGGACGGGUGUUCAGGGAGGAGCUGGACAAAACCAGAGAGGAGCAGGAGAGGAGGCACCAGGCGGAGAUAAAGAAGCUGCAGGAGCAUUUCGAGCAGGAGAAGAUGAACUGGGAGGAGGAAUACAGGAAGAAACAGGAGGUGGAGCUCUUGAGGCACGAGCGCCAGCUGCGAGAGGAACUGCGGCAGGAGCGCGACAAAGAGAUCCAGCUCGCGAUCUGGACGCUGGAGGAGGAGAGCAACAAAGACAAGGAGGAGUGCGAGAGGGCCGCCCAAAACAGGCUGAACCGCGUGAGGGAAACGUACGAGGCGGAGCUGAAGGAGCUGGAGCGUUCCCUGAGGGAGGCGCUGGACAAGCAACAGGAGCUGAGGAAACAACACACGGACGCACUUCAACAGCUCGACGCCGUCAAGGACGUGCUGCGGCAGAAGGAGCAAGACGUGCAAAUCGUCACUCAAAACCGGGACCGGCUCCUGGAGGAGCGCCACGGCCUGGCCUCGGUGAUCCGGCGGGAGUUUAGCGCGCGUCUGCUGCUGGCCGAGGAGGAGGCGCAGAGGACCAGGGUGGAGGCGGAUGAGGUGCGGGCCGCGCUCCGGGCGGAGGUGGACAGGAUGACCAAGGAGAAGGAAGACGAGCUCCAGCAAGUGCACCAGCGAGUCAAGUCGGCCAUCUUGAAGAAAGACGAGGCGGUCGACGCUCUGCGGAGGCAGCACGAGGCUGCUCUGAAGAGGGCGGAGCACCUGGAGGCCUUGUGGGAGGAGCAAAGGAGGCAGCUGCUGGAGAAAUGACCACAGGACCGCUAACGAACCCCCCACCACAAACUGAAGUACUUUGUCUUGUCCAGCCGCCCCUCAGAGCCCCCCCCGCACACACAAACACACUUGUGACACUGAAGGAACUCAGUGGGUUGAAGUGACCGACUUUGUGACACGACAGCUUUAAGUGACUAAUUUAGAGACUCAAAGCGACAAAGGGCUUUAAGUCCCUUAGUUGAAGUGACUUCAAAGACUUUCAAGGGGCUUAUAGUGACUUAGUGAAUUACUUGGAGUAAAUUAAGGGAGUUUAAAGGGGCUUAGAGUAACUUACUGAGAGUAACUUAGUGAAGAAUCUGACUUAAAGUGGCUAAAAGGGACCCAAAAAUGAAGAAAGUGACUUAGGGGAGUUUAAAGUGAGUUGAAGGGAAUUAAAGGGGUUUAGAGUGACUUGGAAUGACUAAGAGUGACCUAGUGUCACUGAAAGUGACUUAAAGGGGUUUGGAGUGACUUGAAAAUGACUCAAGGGCGACUUUGGGUAACUUAAAGUGGCUGAAGUUGAAUCUGUGAAGUCAGAAGUGAUGUGAGGGACCAGCUGGAACCUACUGACAAGAUUUUGCCGCCGCCCAUACUGGCCCCUCCCCCUACAGAGCAAGAACGCCUCCAUGUUCUCCUCAAAGAUCUUUUCCAGAUAUUUCUCGGAGCAGCCCGGGCAAGCCUGCACCUCGGGGGCGGGGGGGGCGGCGCUCGUCAGGGUGACUCAUGUGUUUUGUCCCCCGGGGGCGAGCGGCAGCACUCGAACAGUGUGAGUGGGGGGAAACUUCUCGACUGUUGUCAGGAGAGAAAGAAAGAGAAGAGGAAGAAAACGAAAGAAAGGAGGACACAAAUGGAGUAAGUUGACAUGUGUUUGAGGCCGCCUUCAAGCCAUGCAAGCGAGGAAAAAGAAGAUUGGAAAAAAGUUUGCAGCGGCAGAAAGUGAGCAAGCGAGGGGGGUGGGGGCUUUCCAAUGAGGACAGUCGUCAGAUCAUGUGACUUUUACGACGGGAGCAAGCAGUUCAACAAACAGCGGGACGCGAGCUGGCGUGUGCUUAUUUUCACGAACCCUUCCUGCGGUUUUCCGGCUGCUCCUGUCACAAAAACAACGUGACCGCGAGGAACAUUUUUCUGCGGUCGUCCCUCCCCCCGUCGUCCCACAGCGUUGUGGCUUUCGUACUCACAGACGUCGGAAAAGCGAUAUGGAGAUCAAACCUGAGUUGAGCUCGCUUGAACGAGGCCGAAUCAAUUUGGACGCAUCACAAACUGAAGUUACAGAAAUGUGCAGAUAUCCCAAAUUCACAUAGCUGUAUCAGAAAUCAUUUUCCUAAUAAAACAUCCUUCCCACGCUGAUAAUCAA